This is a messenger RNA of Lactuca saligna, 540 nucleotides long. The record is from the annotation of a GenBank genome assembly. Lineage: Eukaryota; Viridiplantae; Streptophyta; Magnoliopsida; Asterales; Asteraceae.
AUGGACUUAGACACCUUAUCCAACAAUACUCACGAGGAGUCUACUCAUGAUCUACCCCGAAUCCAAAAGGAUGGCUUUGUUAUUGAACAAAGUCCCUUGGAUCCCUAUGGGACACACUCACAAGUCAAUUGGAAUAACCCUAUCUCGUUUGUACAAGCACAAUCAGUGUCCCCUGCCACUGAUUCCAAGCUUACUGAGACGAAAGUAGUCCCUCCCACCUCAGAAGCCACAACCGGUCUAAUACCUACUUUAGAAAUUCUGCCAACCAUUAAUUCUUCGAAGACCAAACCAAGUGUAGACGUUCCCACUCCUGACAUUAUAGUGGGUGAUCAUCCUCAGAAUAAUGAUGAUAAUGCAAAAGAAGUUCCAUUUUCUACACCUAUCGCAGAUGAUCCUAAGCCUGAUGACGAAGAAGAUCACUCCGAAGAGAUCAUAUUUGAAGAUCACAACACUACUGUUGGUUCCAUUCAACUUCCUUCAAUUUUCAAUCUACUGCGAAAAUCCUUUUCUUCCAAAGCUUAUUUUGACUUCGGUCCCUAA